Messenger RNA from Funneliformis caledonium, 130 nucleotides. The record is from the annotation of a GenBank genome assembly. NCBI's taxonomy places the organism in Eukaryota, Fungi, Glomeromycota, Glomeromycetes, Glomerales, Glomeraceae.
CGGUGAUUUGUUUUGUCAAAAUGGCAUCUUGAUUUCAUCGCGUAUGAAAAUAGUCAACUUCAACGGCAAACAUAAUAUUGCCGAGUGUCAUGAAAAAUUUACGCCACCUCCUAUGGAUAUAACUUCUUAA